AGCAGUGUUAGCCAAAGUGAGGGCUCGUGAUGCUCAGCCCGUGUGCGCUCACCUCCAGGAGAGCCAGACUCAGGCACAGCUGAGCCUCUCUGUUCAUGGCAUUUCAGAUGAGCGGUCCACGACGACGGACCCUGCCUCCCUCAGUUCACCAUAUGGUUCUGCUCCUGAAGUAUAAAGCUAGGCAGACUAGGUGAAGGAGAGCCCCGUUCGAGCAGGAUAGUCAGCUGUUCAGGCUUUCAUUCGGAGUUGGAGCGCUGCUGGAUGGAAGCUGCAGCUGAAGCGGCGGCUGGCCUGAGCGAGGCCGGUGAUGAUAGCCCGUUAUCCGGAGCGGCGGCUUCAGACGAGCCGGAGCCGGGUGUCGGUGACAGCUAUGGGCUGGAGCCAGGGGACACGGAUGCUGCCAAGAAGGCCUUUAUCACAGAGAUGCCGUCAUCUUCGGGCCAGCCGGGCCUCGGAAAGAAGAUUGGGCACAGGGGAGUGGAUGCAUCUGGAGAGACGACUUACAAGAAGACCACAUCAUCAGCACUAAAAGGAGCCAUUCAGCUGGGCAUUGGCUACACGGUGGGCAACCUGAGCUCCAAGCCAGAGAGAGAUGUACUCAUGCAGGACUUCUAUGUGGUGGAAAGCAUCUUCUUCCCAAGUGAGGGGAGCAACCUGACGCCAGCCCACCACUUCCCAGACUUCCGUUUCAAGACGUACGCUCCCGUUGCCUUCCGUUACUUUAGGGAGCUCUUCGGUAUCCGACCUGAUGACUAUCUGUACUCGCUGUGUAACGAGCCUCUCAUCGAGCUCUCCAAUCCUGGGGCCAGUGGCUCUGUCUUCUACGUUACCAAGGACGACGAGUUCAUCAUCAAGACUGUCAUGCACAAGGAGGCUGAGUUUCUGCAGAAGCUUCUUCCUGGAUAUUACAUGAAUCUUAACCAGAACCCUCGCACCUUGCUGCCCAAGUUCUUCGGCCUUUACUGCGUGCAGUCUGGAGGAAAGAACAUCCGAGUGGUGGUGAUGAACAACAUCUUGCCCAGGGUGGUCCGCAUGCACCUCAAAUAUGACCUGAAGGGCUCCACAUACAAGCGACGAGCAUCUAAGAAGGAGCGUGAAAAAGCCAAGCCUACUUUUAAAGACCUCGACUUCAUGCAGGACAUUCCGGAAGGCCUGAUGCUGGAUGCAGACACUUACAAUGCCCUGGUCAAGACUCUUCAAAGAGAUUGUCUGGUGCUGGAAAGCUUUAAGAUCAUGGACUACAGCUUGCUGCUGGGGGUGCACAACCUGGACCAAGCAGAGCGUGAGCAGCAGACGGACGGCUCCCAAGGCCGCAGCGAUGAAAAGAGGCCACUGGCCCAAAAGGCCCUUUACUCCACUGCACUGGAGUCCAUCCAGGGAGCCUCGGCCUGUGGAGAGGACAUCGACACGGAGGACACAAUGGGAGGCAUUCCAGCAGUGAACAGUAAAGGAGAGCGUCUGUUGAUGUACAUUGGAAUCAUUGACAUCCUGCAGUCUUACAGGUUAAUAAAGAAAUUAGAACACACAUGGAAAGCUCUUGUCCAUGAUGGGGACACUGUGUCUGUUCACCGACCCUCUUUCUAUGCAGACAGAUUCUUCAGAUUUAUGAGCAGCACAGUGUUCAGGAAGAGCACCUCCUUGAAGUCUUCUCCUUCUAAGAGGGGUCGUGGAAGUCUUGCAGUGCCCAAACACUCCGGGCCUGGAGCGGCCUGGUCGGCCAGCCAGCUACCCUCUGAGAGAGAUGAGAACAUCUAUGAUCUGCGAGGAGCACGCAGCUUCCCCACGCUGGAGGAUGAAGGGCGAUCAGAUGUGCUCCCUUGCACGCCACCGUCAUUUGAGGAGGCCACCACAGCUUCUAUCGCCACUACACUCUCCUCCACCACCUCCCUCUCCAUCCCUGAGCGCUCUCCAUCCGACACCUCUGAGCACCCACGCUACAGGAGGCACACCCAGACUAGCCAGGACGGAACGACUCAGGAGGAUGAUCAGCAGAUUAUUACAGUUGAGGUGGAGGUAAAGAGGCGUGAUAGUGAACCCAUGCUGACCGCACCACAGCCCUCCCCAGAGGCCAGUGAAGCCUCAGAAGCCCCUGCUGAAGCUUCCUGUUCCUCAGUUCCCGCCAGCCCGAGGAUAGUGGUGGACUCAGACCGCACCAGCCAAGCCUCAGGCUGCCCCAGCCGCUCCUCUGUGGAUGAGGACGAAGACGUGCCAAUCACUGACAUUUACUUUCAGCCGCCGGAGGAGAGGAGCUGGGUGUAUUCUCCUCUGCACUAUGUCACAGACUCUAAAACUCUGCCCCAAGGGGACGAGGAGAGCGACACAUAAUCAGCCCUCUGGAGCUGCUUGAGGAUGACUCUGAAGACCCCUCAGGUCUCGCCAUGGCUUCCAACUCAACUCGACUGACCUUACUUCCUACCACCGUUUGCGCAGCUGGUGUCACCAGCUGUUAUAUUAGUCAGAUCCAAAAGCAGAAGCGAUGUGGAGCUGCGGUGUGAAGCUUAGCGCUGUAGGUACACGAUGUGUCAUUCUUCCGUCAUUCCGUCUACUGACAGCACCAGUAAUAACGGCAGCAUUCAAGGUUAUUUUUCUGUAAAUCAUAAACACUGCUUUUUAUUUCCUUUUUUUUUUUUUACUUUUUUAACGUGUGUUUUUUCUCUGAAUUCGAUACUGUGAACGUUUUCAUACGUAGAGAGCUGUACAUUUGGUGGUUUUGUGUGUGAUGUUAGUUUUGAGGAAUAUUGCUCUACAGAUGGGUACAUGCUUGACUGAAAACACACUACGUUUGUUUGAAAACCCUAAGAACAGUGUCAGAGGCUUUUAAGCAACAACGUUAACAAUAAUUGCAAUUCAUUUUUAACUUCAGUCAACAAUCUAACGAAUGUAUUGCAUUACUGUCAUGUUGUUAGACCUUUUUAAUCUGCACUCACAUUCCUCCAAACGAUCAGAUUUCAUGAAUGAUACCAAUUGAUAAGUGAUCAUGACUGGUACACUAAAAUUUAAUGUUUGUUCACAGAUAUAGUUUCACAGUUGUUCACACUAUAGUCUAUGACCCCACAGUUCCCUGAGCUAUUUUCAUUGCUGUGGCUUAGCAGUUGUACUUAUAGCUGAUAUCUGAAAAUGCAGGGGUAUAUAAAUACACUGUACACUCUCAGAAAAAAAAGGUAAUAAACCGUACCUUCCUACAAACACUGUCACUGGUGGUACCAUCCAGGGUCUUCAGUACCUUUAACUAGAAAACAUAUUUGCACCAUAUUCUGUUUCAGUGUUUUAAGUUGCAUCGACUUCAUACACUCAGUUUUGACUUUAGAACAUGUAUUUUUCUGUUUUAAAAAACACAUGGAAAAGUAUAAAUAUGCACCUUUCCUCUGGGAAAGUGAAUGUAAUGUACCUUUUGAACUCAGACCUUAAAGGGACAUUGUGGCCUGAAACACAGUUUAAUAUGCUAUUUGUUGUGUAAUGCAGUCCGUUGUAGCGCAGCAUUGCAUCCCUCAGCGUCACCAUCAUGUAGAAAUUCACUAUUUUAUACUGUUUUCAUGUGUGCAAUCACGAAUGUUCUGUCACUACAUUACCCAUCAUGCAUUUUACAGGUACAUUACACAAGCAUUGGAAUUCCAAUCCUGACUGCUAGCCUAGCCACUGAUCUGUAGACUAAUAAAUAUAAUAAAGCUAGAGUUAGUAUAACUGUUCAAUUCUGUCUUUAUGCAGCACAAAGUGAUAUCUAGAUAUUCAGUUAUUAUUAUAGCUCGUUAUUCAAUUCAACACAUUUUUUAGUUUGUCCCACUUUCAACAUACAUCACAAGGAGGUUUUACUUGUCUUUAAACUGUAAGAUCUCUUUCUAAACAUCUUCACAUUGCAAGUUUUCCAAACAGAGAAUGAACUCUGAAGCAAAAAGGCGUUAUUAGCCAAGUAAACAGCUAAUAUUAGUGAAUUAGCCAGCCAUUGUUAGAUAUACAGCUAAAACAACUUGACAGUUACAAGGUUACAUUGUUUUGCGUUACAGAGGUUACAUUAAAUUCCACAAUAGUUAUCUAGAUGGCUAUUUUUGAUAGCUAGCUAUCAAAGAAUCAAUAUAACUUACCUAUUCAGCAAUGAAAAAGACAAUUCAACAUCACUCCUGAGUCCCUUCAGGUCAUGGAGCUGUCGCCACCAGUGAAAAGCCAAGCCAGUGUUGGUUCUGGUCUUAGCUCAAACUGUCUUGCUCUCCAUUUUAGCUUGUCAUCUCUUUUCAGUUUCUAGAGCCUGCAGCACCACUGGAUAAUGUUACUAGACAUAUUUACAAAAGAUGUAGCAAUGGUUGAUUUUUCAGUUUAGCUGGAGUGUCCCUUUUUAUACCAUGUUGUACCUUUGGUGUAUACUUAAAUUGUUUGUACCUGUACAGUACCCUUUUUUCUGACAGUGUACCCAAUCUGGGAUCAGUUUCACAGCAUCUGAAGACAGCAAGCCUGUCGGAGGUUAGAGGCCAUACGUUUAGAGCUGUAAACACGCUUUUCUCUUAAGACUGUUCGAUCACAGCACUUUAUUUCACCAUAUCACAAUCAUUUGACCAUCAGGCAGGUUUUCCACAGGUUUUAGAUAUGGUCUGCAGGAGAGGCUUAAGGCAAAAGUUGAAAAAAAUUGUUCAAAUGUAUAUUUAUUUGUAUGUAUAGAAUAAUUUAUCUGUGUGUGUGUUUGUGUGAAGGAGUGUGAGGAUGUAUGAUUUAAUUUGUGAUAUGUGAUCAGUGUUAAAGAGCUGAUCAUUAUCAUAACGUAAAGUGGCCAUUUGCUCUCGGUUGCUGUUGCGUAUGAACACGAAUCUACAGCAGCAAUAUACAGUGUUUGUAAAGGGUUGUACUGAUGUUGCUUUUUGGUUGCCUUAUUUAUAUACAUUUUUUCCUCCUAAUUCCUUCCACCAUUCUGACACCUUAGUAGGCCUGGGCGAUAUAAUAGAGUAUCAGCAAUGAUUGACAACCCAAAGAUAAUGCUUCAGAGGAGACAAUUGCUGUAAUGGGAAAUAGAAGUGACAGUAAACUAGAGAGCACUGUUUUAACUUUAAAUUGCAUUAAAUAAUAUGUAUACAUAGUUUUUCCCUUUUUACUGUUCAAACAAUGCAUUAUUAUUGAGCAUUAAUAAGCUGUUGGGCUUUCAGAUGAUUUGAAAGUUUGGGAAUUGGCGACCCCACUGGUGGAGACAUGUAACUGCACAGAAACGUGCAGAAGAGCAUUUUGUAAUGUGGGUUGUGCUGCAGUCUUUUUCCUUAUCAGUAUUUUAUACUGGUUGCACUGAAAGCUAUCUCAGACUAAAGCCUAACUUGGUUUAUCGAACAUUACAGGGCGAACUCUGAAGCAAAAAAGACACUGUUAGCAAAGUAACAGCUAAUAUUAGCAAAUUAGCCAUCUAACGUUAGCUAUACAGUUACAACAACUUCACGAUUACAAGUUUCCCAAACAGAGAACGAACUCUGAAGCAAAAAGACGUCGUUACAUUACAGAGGUUACAUUAAAUUCCACAAUAGUAAUCAAUCAAAGAAUCAACUUAACUUACCUAUUCAGCAAUAAAAAGCCAAUUCAACAUCACUCCUGAGUCCCUUCAGGUCAUGGAGCUGUUGCCACCAGAACGCUCUCCUGUUUAGCUUGUUGUCUCAUUGCAGUUGACCACAGGUGACGCUGCAGAGGAUGACUAGAUUUGCUGUUCUGAUGUCUCCGUAUUCAGUGAUAUGGCUCUCCUUCCUUUCGCUAACGUUCAGCGCUGUAUAGAUCAGCUCUUUGAGCAAUGCCUCUGCUAACGUGAAGCGCACUGAAGCAGGAUGUACUUUUUAGUUAAUACAUUCGAUUGACAAGUAUGUAAACAGCAGAAACCCAUUUGAGAGAACACAAAAGACCAAGACGAGUGAUAAACAUUUAGAAACUGACUUCUAAAAAAGUCACUGAAAACUGUUUUUACACAUUCUGUUUGUUUGCUUUUCCUUGGCUGGUGACUAGAGAGGAGGGGGUCCUUGAUGUUGAUUGGUCAGCUGUGAUGGUGCUCAGUGCGAAAGUUGCCGAUUUUUCAAAGUAAACAUGCUGUUUAAACUGACAGAGCACAGGAGUGCUUUUCAGUCGCUUUAUAGUUUGCUCUAUACAUGUCAGUGUAAAGAAGAGCACUUGACAGAAUUUAAAAAGGCGCCAAAAAUGUAAAAUGUAAAAAUGUACGCCCCCUUAGAUUAAAUUUUCCACUGUCUCUGUUGGGGUUUUCCAGAGUACUACAUACCAAUUUUGCACUUAAUGGUUUCUCUCCUGCAACAGUUUUUUUUUAUGUUUUGUAAUAUGUAAAGCACGUGGAUGUGGAUUUGGAACUCACUUUCUUCUGCAUGUUUACAUCAUUCAUUAUGUGCUUUUCAUGAAAAAUUUCCAUUAAAUCAGUUCAUUAAAAAACUAAAACGGAAUACAAAAUAGGUUCAAGCUGCAGCCAUGUGUGCAUAUAUGUUCACAUAGGCGGGAAGCAAUAUUAUCAAUAAUCACAAUUUUAUUUUUUAUAUCGCUCGGGCCUACAGCAUAGCUAGCAACUCACUAGUGGUUAUACCCCAGAGAGUGUGUACAUAGAAAAAUAAGUACGUAUAUGAAGACAUAUUGACUAUAUUUUAUGUGAAUUGGGAAUAUGUGGGUUUUAUUUGAUUCACCUCGCCCUGCCCCUAUAAGCUGCUUGCAAGACUGAAUGAACUGAACCAGAUUCUUCCAAGUGUGUGCAGCUGGAUUUGCAUUACGUUUUCUUUGUACCGUACAUGUGAACUCUGUCAGAGCAAUUUUACCGAACAUGCAAAUGUAUGAAUAGCAUCAAUUAAUGAAAGAUAAGCUGUGUUUGUGUAUGUGUGGUCAGAAGAAGAUGUGUCACACCCCCUACACCCCACUCCCAAGCCCACCCCUGUAGAGAUGAAGCAUGUUGUAAUUGAAAACAAUGUAUCUAUAUACAUUCAUGGACAGCAUAUCCAUCUGUUUACAAAGGAAACUUAACAGAUGGAUGGAUUGUAUGUAGGUGUGUGUGUGUGUGUGUGUGUGUGUGUGUGUGUGUGUGUGUGUGAGAGAGAGAGAGAAUGUGUUUAUGCACACAUGUGAGAGUGGACUCCUGAAGAUAAUAAAUAGAAAAUAUUGAAGCUC
This is a messenger RNA of Pygocentrus nattereri (red-bellied piranha), 7110 nucleotides long. RefSeq names its product phosphatidylinositol-4-phosphate 5-kinase, type I, gamma a (gene pip5k1ca). The transcript has 18 exons. Gene Ontology annotation, molecular function: phosphatidylinositol kinase activity. The record is from RefSeq and is a predicted model, not a curated record. The coding region runs from base 262 to 2325 and encodes 687 amino acids. Lineage: Eukaryota; Metazoa; Chordata; Actinopteri; Characiformes; Serrasalmidae. Gene Ontology annotation, biological process: phosphatidylinositol metabolic process.